Colletotrichum siamense is the source of this 486-nucleotide messenger RNA. RefSeq lists its product as uncharacterized. The transcript is spliced from 3 exons. The record is from RefSeq and is a predicted model, not a curated record. Bases 1 to 486 code for a protein of 161 amino acids. Lineage: Eukaryota; Fungi; Ascomycota; Sordariomycetes; Glomerellales; Glomerellaceae.
AUGCGACACCGCUUCAAUGACCUGCUGUUCCACCUCCAGUCGAGCGAUGCCCUCGCAGUUUUAUUUCUUUCGACUCAAGAGAAGAGACAUGGUUGGGUUUCGACGAUUACAGUGAGUGGGUUGAUAUUGUGGAUAUGUCUCUCGUUCAUCUUAGUCCUACAAUUCAGAGGGUACUUGGUAGAACGGGCCCCAUGGAGUGUCAUCGCCAUUGUUGGACCAGUUUCUAUCUGGGCCGCGAUAGUCAGCGCCAAAGGUAUCGACUUCUACUAUGCUGGUCUGUUCACCCCCCUCUGGAUCACAGUUGGCCUGAACAUCCUUGCGAUCUAUGAUGGCAAGAACCGCAUCACAGUCCGACAAGCUUGGAAGGACAAGAUCGAUCUCGAGAGCGGGUCCCAUCAUGUCACAGGCUCUGAUAGUGCCUCAUCAAGACGGGCUCCUCUGCGCGCAACUCAGAGCAUCCCUUCGACGACUGUUCAUCCCUGCUAA